GAAUGAACAGAAGAAUCUAAGAUUGGUUUGUCUAUAAAUACUACUAAUAGUGCCUUUCUUUAUUUCUCAUCUCUCCCCAAUCGUUCAGCAUUCCAAAUAUACUUUGAAUCCUGAAAAGCCAACAUGAAGUUUUCAUUAUCCCUCUCUCAAUUUCUCUGUUCCAUUUUGUUUCUCUUCCAUUUUCAUACAACAAUUUCAUCAUCAUUCUCCUUAAAUCACUCCUCUUCUAAUCAUUUGUGUGCUCAUCACCAAAGUCUUUCUCUCCUUCAAUUCAAACAAUCCUUUUCCAUUAAGAGUUCUGCUUAUUGGGAGGAUUGCCAACCCAAGACAGAGUCAUGGAAAGACGGUACAGAUUGCUGCUUGUGGGAUGGGGUCACUUGUGAUAUGAAAACCGGGCAAGUCACUGGACUGAACCUCUCUUGCAGUAUGCUUUAUGGCACCCUCCAUUCCAAUAAUUCUCUCUUCUCUCUUCAUCAUCUUCAGAAGCUCGAUCUCUCUUUCAAUGAUUUCAACUCCUCCCAUAUUUCUUCUCGAUUUGGCCAGUUUUCCAAUCUGACACAUCUUAAUCUAAAUUAUUCCAAUUUCGCAGGCCAAGUUCCAUUAGAAGUCUCCCGUCUCUCCAAAUUGAUUUCUCUUAAUCUCUCUGGAAACAACCAUCUAAGUGUAGAACCAGUUUCUUUUGACAAGCUUGUUCGAAACCUAACCAAGCUAAGAGAUCUCGAUUUGAGUUCUGUAAAUAUGUCUUUGGUUGCACCUAAUUCCUUGACGAAUCUGUCCUCUUCUUUGUCAUCUCUUUACCUUUGGGGUUGCGGAUUGCAAGGGAAAAUCCCGGGUAAUAUCUUUCUCCUACCAAACCUUGAAUUACUCAUUCUGCGAGACAAUGAAGGCCUCACUGGCUCUUUUCCUUCCUCCAAUGUGAGUAAUGUCCUCUGGCUGUUGGACCUUUCUGAUACAAGAAUUUCAAUUUAUCUAGAAAAUGACUCCAUCAGUAAUUUAAAGUCGUUAGAGUAUAUGUUACUUAGUAAUUGUAACAUUGUUGGGUCAAAACUAGCUCUGUUUGGUAAUCUUACACGGCUCUUUCAAUUAGACCUCACAAACAACAAUUUUAGUAGACAGAUUCCAUCUUCAUUUGGAAACCUUGUGCAGCUUCGUUACUUGGAUCUCAGUUCCAAUAAUUUUAUGGGUCAGAUUCCAGAUUUUUUCGCUAACCUAACCCUGCUCGCAGAUUUAGAUUUAUCAAACAAUCAACUCAAUGGGACGAUACCAUCCUUUUUAUUUGCUCUCCCUUCUUUAUGGAAUUUGGACCUUCAUAAUAAUCAAUUCAUAGGCAAUAUAGGUGAAUUCCAACACAAUUCAUUGCAAUACCUUGAUUUGAGCAAAAACUCCUUGCAUGGUCCAAUCCCAAGUUCAAUUUUCAAUCAAGAGAACUUGGUAGUUCUUAUUCUUGCAUCCAACAGUAACUUGACAUGGGAGGUUCCUUCUUCAAUUUGCAAGUUAAAAUUCCUGCGAGUCCUGGACCUUUCCAACAAUGACUUGAGUGGUUCUGCACCACAAUGUUUGGGAAACUUCAGCAACAGACUCUCAAUUUUGGAUCUAGGCAUGAACAAUCUCCGAGGCACUAUUCCAUCAACAUUUUCAGAGGGAAGUAACUUGGAAUAUCUCAACCUCAAUGGCAAUGAAUUAGAAGGGAAAAUACCGAUGUCUAUUGUCAAGUGCACAAUGCUGAAGUUUCUUAAUCUUGGUAACAAUAAGAUUGAGGAUACAUUCCCCUAUUUCCUAGGAAUGCUUCCGGAGCUAAAGAUUCUUGUUCUAAAAUCCAAUAAACUCCAAGGUUUUAUGAAGGGUCCGACUACUUUUAAUUCCUUCUCCGCAUUACGUAUUCUUGACAUCUCUGGAAAUAAUUUGAGUGGAUCAUUACCAGAAGAGUUUUUCAAUAGUCUUGAAGGAAUGAUGACUGUCGAUCAAGAUAUGAUUUACAUGACGGCAAGAACUUACUCUGGCUACACCUAUUCAAUAAAAAUGACAUGGAAAGGGUUGGAAAUUGAAUUUGUGAAAAUCCGAAGUUUCUUCAGAUUAUUUGAUUUAUCAAACAACAGUUUCACCGGUGAGAUUCCAGAACUAAUUGGAAAGCUUGAAGGACUUCAACAACUUAACCUCUCUCACAAUUCCCUUACAGGCCAUAUCCAAUCAUCAUUACGGUUUUUAACCAAUCUAGAGUCAUUAGAUAUGUCUUCAAAUAUGCUUACGGGAAGGAUUCCUGUGCAGUUGACAGAUCUAACAUUUCUUGCAAUCUUAAACCUUUCACAAAACAAACUCGAGGGGCCCAUACCUGUUGGGAUGCAGUUCAACACGUUUGAUGCAAGCUCAUUUCAAGGAAACUUGGGUUUAUGUGGAAUCCAAGUGCUAACAGAAUGCAACAAUGGCGCGGUACCACCAUUACCGCCAUUAAACUUUAAUGAAGAAGAUGGGUUUGGAUGGAAAGUUGUGGCAAUGGGGUAUGGAUGUGGGUUUGUAUUUGGAGUCACAAUGGGUUAUAUUGUGUUUAGAACAAGACGACCUGCAUGGUUUCAUAGCAUGGUUGAACGUCAAUGGAAUCUGAAGGCAGGAAGAACAAAGAAGAAUGCUCGCAUACAUGGUGCAAGAAGAAAUUAAAAAAUGCAUUUGGUAAAUUCAAUACAAUUUCAAUGAAGGUUUUACCUCACGAGAUACCAAGUAGAGUUGAUAUUGGAACAACAUUAAAGUGGCAGAUUCAUAGUAUUGGAUUUCUGUUGUUCAUUUUUUUUUUUUUUACUUCUAUGAAAAAAAGUCAAAUUAAUGUAAUAGUUAAUGUAUGUUGUAGUUUAUGUUAACUAUAAAAUCAUGCUUUAUAUUAGCAAA
Molecule: messenger RNA, 2877 nt
Organism: Populus trichocarpa (black cottonwood)
Lineage: Eukaryota; Viridiplantae; Streptophyta; Magnoliopsida; Malpighiales; Salicaceae
Product: receptor-like protein Cf-9
Exons: 2
Coding region: 124-2652 (842 amino acids)
Molecular function (GO): protein binding
Source: RefSeq, a predicted model, not a curated record